This is a messenger RNA of Hylaeus volcanicus, 2048 nucleotides long. RefSeq lists its product as uncharacterized. Gene Ontology annotation, molecular function: mRNA binding; translation initiation factor activity. Gene Ontology annotation, biological process: formation of translation preinitiation complex; translation reinitiation. The transcript has 5 exons. Bases 592 to 1863 code for a protein of 423 amino acids. The record is from RefSeq and is a predicted model, not a curated record. Lineage: Eukaryota; Metazoa; Arthropoda; Insecta; Hymenoptera; Colletidae.
ACCAAACAUUAUUACAAUCCAAUGCGUAGCUCGUGCGAAACAUAAAAUGGCUACUGUUAUUUACGGAUUAGAUGCUUUUGGUAUUAAGCUGGACUCUGCAGCGAAAAUUUUUAAAAAAAAAUUUGCUUGUGGCUCAUCUGCUGUUAAAGGUAAGAAAAAUGUCCUAUGCUUUAACAAUUGAGUGUUAGUAUAUGUUUUGUAUUAACUCCACGGGUUUAAGUCAUCUUAUUUUGCACGUUAUAGGACUUCCUGGGCAAAAAGAUCAUGUAGAAAUUCAGGGGGACUUUGAAUCAGAAGUUGCGAGCGUUUUAUGUAAAAAUUUUAAAGAGGUCGUUAAACACUUUAGAAACAUUUUAAAAUUGACUCUUCAACUCAUCUUGUGAUAUUGUAGAUACCUGCUGAUUCUAUUGUACAUCUUAAACAUAAAUAAUUGUUGUUAAGUUGCCAAGCCAAACUAAUAAGCUUUUUUCUUUUUUAUCAUGCUAUAACAUAAAGUUCAGACUAACAAUGCUUGUCUUUUCUGCACGUAUUCAAUUUCAAAGAUGCCACAAAGAGAGCUAGUCAAACAUUAAAAAAUAAAAUUUUGAGAAUAUGACUCUUUUUGAUAGUAUGAAUUUUGUCUUUUAUGGUUCAAUCUGUUAUUUUUUUUUAUACGGUAAGCUUUUAAGCUUUUUUUUCUUAGAGGAUCACAAUUCUUACAUCCUAGUACAAGCCGAAUCAUUACAGAAGAAUCGUAUGACGAUAACGACAUCAACGACAAAGGUAACACCCUCUUAUGUAUAUGCAGGAGAUAAGAAUUUUUCAACUUUCAAGCUAGCGAAAGAAGAAUUUGCCCCUAUAUAUCAGCACGUUUUUUUUGAAAGGAAAAAAAAUAGAAACAAAAAAAAACUAACGUCGGCCCUACUUCGUUCAGAGGCUUCAAUUAAUGAAGGAAAAAACGAUGAACGAGAAGACGAUAGUAGAAAAAGUGAAAAAAAACACGAUGAAAACAAUGAGAACACGGAUGAUGGAAGAGAAGAGCUAAAGGAUGGAAAAGAAGAGGUAAAGGAUAUAAAAGAAAAUGUAAAGGAUAGAGGAGGAGAAGAAGAAGAAGUAAAAGAUGAAAAAGAAAAAGUAAAAGAUGAAAAAGAAGAAGUAAAAGAUGAAAAAGAAGAAGUAAAAGAUGAAAAAGAAGAAGUAAAAGAUGAAAAAAAAGAAGUAAAAGAUGGAAAAGAAGAAGUAAAAGAUGGAAAAAAAGAACCGAGCGAAAGUGUCAUAAAUACCGAGGAAACAGUUGAGGACAAGGGAACGAACAACGAAGAAAUUAAGGAUAAAAAAAACUCUAUUACAGAGAUCAAAGAGAGAACGAAGAAAGAAGCAGAUAAUGUUAAGACGGCAGACAAAAAUAUUGAUGAUCACGACAAGGAAACUGACAAAGAUGAUAACGAGAGUGUAGCGACUGAGGAACAUUCAAAGAAUAAAGGAAGCUCCAGUAUUUUCUCGUUUUUCAAUUCCAAAAUAGCCGCCCUUAGAACUCCUAACGUAGAUCCAAGUGGGAUUCCUAUGACGCACACCGCCCCAUUACAAAAUCCUAUUCCAGGUAGUUCUAAUUCGGUGAAUUUUAUUCCAGGCCCUUCCAGUCCACCAAAACCCUUGCAAAGUUUUUCACUAUCAAUGCCUUUUACCGUUCCAAGAGAUGAAAGAUUAAGAACAUCAACGGUUUUAAUCUUGAUUGUCUCACUUAUCCUUCUUAUUGUUUUAGGUGUUGGAUGGUUUGCUUACAAAAAAUUCAAGUAUGUUGUCUUUUUCAUUAUUCAAUUGUACUCUUAUAAGAAUUCAUAUCAUCAAUUAUAUUUUAUAGAAAACGAUCUACAAACGACCUAAGUUUCAGUUCUAAUCCAACCAUGUGAAUGUAGUAUUUUUAUCCGCGUUAUCAACGUGAUGUUUUUUUACUAGUACUACUCUAGCAUUUGAUUUUUUUUCCUUGAGAUUAUGACACGUUUUUUUUAACAUUACUAGAAUUAUUGUUAUUAACACUGGGUUUUUUUAUACACAGCAAAAAUACUACU